GCAAACGAUAGAGGUUGUGCGACUGUGUCACGUCUUUGCUUUUCCACCCUUCACUCGCGCUUCCCCAUUCUAUCGACAUUCAUUCCCCUCGUAUUCAGCGGAAACUAAUGGUUGUUGGAAAGAGUGGGUUGCUAUAGGGCCGAGUUCUACUUCGUACCUAUUCGAGCACGGAUUGACCAUGUACACUGCACCGCCACGGGGAGCGCUGUUGCGCACGGCGUCGGCAGAGCAGGUGUCGCUACAACAUCCGUCUCCCGGUCUGGAAAGUCUGCAGGGGGCUUAUAUCAAGAAUGUCGAGCGCCUCGAGCAAUCAGCAGAAGAGAUGAGUCAGGGGGGAUCUGAUAUUGGCGACGAGAUUCGCAGGAUGAAACAGGAACAGGACCGGGCGUCAUUACGGUCGAGCAGCAUUGCCUCUGAGUCGUUGGCCUCGUCGUCGCACCCACGUGAAGGCCGUCAGCAGAGCAUCGAAAAAGUCCUCAGCAACAGGAGUCGCAACCACUCGACCAGCAGCUACGCAAACUCGAUAGUCGACGUCAACACCCAGGCUCGCUGGGGUGGCUACUCGCCUGGAGGAUACAUCACCAGCCCCACCGUCUCGAGAGUCAGCAGUUUCCACCGUCCCUCCGGCAUGCCCGAGCCAGUCCAAGAAGGCCGUCCCUUGGACUCGCCCCUCGCCUCGCCCACAUCAUACUCGAGCCCUCGUCGCCAACCCUCGCACUACUCCCUCGCCCCGACCAUCGAAGACAUGGAAAUGCUUGAUGAGGAAGACAAACGCAAUCCCGACGCCGACAAAACCCCUGAGCCUGAACAUCAAGAGUGGGAACAAGCAAGCAGAGGACACACCGAUCCUGACGAGUUGAGCCACUACUCGCAUGGCCAUAACCAACACUUUGAAGAACAAGACGAGCAGAGCCUAUACUCUCGCGACCAGCAGAGUCACUAUUCGCAACCAGACCAAGAAAGCCAUUAUGACCAGCCCGACCAGCAAUCUCAUUACUCUCAACCCGAUCAACAAUCUCGCUACUCGCAGGACGACAGGCAGAUUCCUCAACAAGCUCAAUACUCUCAUCAACACAAAGUCAGCGAGGAGGAACAAUGGCAACAAGAAGCACAUGACUUGUACCAACAAGCUGCUGACCACGACAGCUACAAUGAUUUUGUCCAGAACCCUGUCGACCGUCCACAGACAGCAGACACUUUCCGCGAUGCCCGAUCACUCUUCAAGGAUUUCGACGGUGUGCACUACUCGCCCACCAUUGAUGAAGAAGGCCAUGGCAACAUGCAACACCGCAUGUCGCAAAUGUCGCGUAUGCCUCGCCAGCCUCGUCCCAUGUCGUAUGCUCGCCCAAUGUCCUACGCUCAACCUCCGCCAAACGAUGGCAUGGUCUACUACCCGGCUCCAGUCCCUCGCAUGUUGAAUCUUCCCAAGCGUUUGUCUCAGCUCCCCGCGGCCAACCAACAAGCACAGCGUCGUUCUCAAGUCUUGAGUGCCAUGCCUGCUGCUAACAGACAAAGUGCCCCUUGGCUACCUCCCCUCGAUCUAGAAGAGCAAGAGGCAGAAGGAGGUGCUCCGCAGUCCGGUCCUACCUCUCCUCAACAGAAGCAGCAAAGGAAGAGCAUGAUGGAUCUCAACGCCAAUCGUAUUAGCACUGCUAACCUCCCUCCACAACUGAGAGCUUCCGUCUUUUUCGAUACCGAAGGACAAAGGCCGCCCACCGAGGUCAGGAUCCAGUCUGCGUCUGCUGUUGCAACUCUGGAUAGUAUCCUUGCCGCAUCCGUAAAUGCUCCCGUCAAUGUCUUUACCGACCAUCCUUUCGCUGGCCCCAUCGGUCAAGAUCAUUAUGCUCAGGAACGUCCUGCCAAUCGUCGUAGCGCAACCUUGUCCAAGCUUGAUAUGGUUAUGGAUGAGAAUGAAGGCAAGAAGGGACACGAUCGAUCCAUUAGCACUGGCACGGUUGACAGACCUCCCAUGGUCAAACGUAAUAGCGUUAUGACUGUGCUGACCGACUUUGGUAAAUCAGAUGGCAAGAAACUGAAGAAGAGAAACAGCAAGAUGAGCCUGAUGACUGACCUGGAUAUGAACGAUGGUGGAGACACUGCCACUGAAUUCGCAAAAUCGCGCCCUGCCAGUGUACACUUCGGAAACCUUGAUGUCAACGAGCCAGCAGACCGAUCACCACAACCUGAAUAUACGCAGCCGGAAGAAGAGGAUGUGGAAGAAGGCGAUAAGGAGAGCAUCUACAAUGAUGAACAGGACAUGAAGAUGCCCUUCUUCGCUCAACCUACCACUCUUCUCGCCGAAUUGCAAACUCGUAAAGCGCAUCAAAAGUCGCGCAAUAGAACUGCCGCAGAUGCCUUCCCUAAUGGUAUGCAUAGUACGCUACUCCAGAUGGAUGCAGUCAAGCAAGUGGAAAAGAACAGAAAGCAGAAACACGGACGUGCCAAGCUUGCAUGGGAAGACCCGGGCGUGGAACCUGAAGAUGAGCAAGAUGAAGAUGUUCCAUUGGGCGUCCUAUACCCCAAGAAGGGUGGUCUGAUCAACAGAGGCAAGCAAGAUGAAUCGGAUUGGGACCGUCCAUUGGGUCUGAUGGAGAAGCGUGAAUUUGAAGACAACGAACCACUAAGCAGUCGUCGCUUCCGUCUCAAGGGUGUUCCUGCAGCAGAAGCGCGCCGCAUCCGCCAAGAAAUGGACAGGCAGCGUCGGGAAGCCGCUCUUCCACCACCAGAAGCAGUUCCAUUGCCAGGAGAAGACUCAGACAAGGAGGACGAAGAUCCAAAUGAGCCACUCGGACAGCGUCUGCGUCGCUUGAAACAGAAGCAGAUGCUCAACACCGCACUAGGAGAUGUUGCCGACUUCGACAAGCGCAAAUCUACAGCCUUCUCAGAAGAUAUCCUCAGCACAUUCGGUGGCAUCACAGGCGCAAAAGCAAAGACACCCGAGCCCGAGUUGGAAGAAGAAACUCUAGGUCAACGACGAGCACGCCUUCAACGCGAACGCGAAGCAAAAGGCGAUGCAUCAGAUCCACCCUCCGUCCGCACGGUCCGCCCUCCUCUUCUCCGCUCAUCCUCCUCUCUCGCCAACCUCCUCGCCGCCCACCCUGUUUCUUCCUCCAAUGGCCCUCUCUCAGCCAACGCACCCGCCGCUGGAAGUCUACUAGCUGAAAGCGCACGCGCCGAAGAAGAAGCCCGCCGUAAACUCCGCGAUCGCAAUGCCGCGCGCUCGACAUCUUAUAACCGUCUUGUUGGCCCACCCAGCCAUUUGGCCCCGCAAGUCGCGCCUCCCUUGCUAUCCUCCAAGUCCACUGGCGCGGUGCCGCAGUACUUUAAUCCAAACACUUUGCAACCUCAACAGGCGCCUGUGAUGUAUCCUGCUCACAUGGCUGCUGGAGGUAUGCCCGGGAUGGCUGGGUAUGGAUACACUGCUCCUCCGUUCAUGCAACAGACUGCUGCGCCAUAUGGAGGCAUGAUGUAUCCCGGAUACGGAGUCAUGGGCAUGCAACAACAGCAAACGGUUCCUAUGCAACAGCAGCAACAGCAACAACAAGCUUAUGCGCACAUGGCGCAGAUGCAAGCCGCGGGAGGCAUGCACGAUCCCAACGUUGUCGCGCAAAGGGAUUUGAUCGAUCGGUGGAGGCAGAGUAUCAUGCAUUAGAGUGAAGUAAAACAUUUUCCACCUUUCAAAGAAGAAGUUGGCCUUGUCUUUCACAGCAAGAGUUGGAUGUCGGUUCUUGGAGUCAUUAUGGUUGGGGAUUUUCUUUGUUUUAGUUUGGAGUAUUGUUGGGGAGAGCGAGAGCAAAGGCAUAGCAUAGCAUAGCAUAGCAUAGCACACAUCAUACAGCACAUCACACAGCACUACCAUUAGCACUACCAUUAGCAUCCAGCAUUUCGCAAGCGCUUACCUCUUCGCGCAAUCAAAUUUCUCUUUUACAUCAACA
Aureobasidium pullulans EXF-150 is the source of this 3935-nucleotide messenger RNA. RefSeq lists its product as uncharacterized. The record is from RefSeq and is a predicted model, not a curated record. Bases 179 to 3652 code for a protein of 1157 amino acids. The transcript has a single exon. Lineage: Eukaryota; Fungi; Ascomycota; Dothideomycetes; Dothideales; Saccotheciaceae.